Messenger RNA from Drosophila navojoa, 4968 nucleotides. It is a transcript of the gene Sik3, whose product is annotated as Salt-inducible kinase 3. Gene Ontology annotation, cellular component: cytoplasm. Lineage: Eukaryota; Metazoa; Arthropoda; Insecta; Diptera; Drosophilidae. Gene Ontology annotation, molecular function: tau-protein kinase activity; ATP binding. The record is from RefSeq and is a predicted model, not a curated record. Gene Ontology annotation, biological process: intracellular signal transduction; protein phosphorylation; microtubule cytoskeleton organization.
GUGAACUUCCUGCGUUCACAACAACAGCAACUAAAGCAACAACAACAACAACGAGUGGGAGGGAGGCGGUGCAGGCAACGCGACUUUAGCCAAUUACCAAAACCAACAGCAACAGCAGCAACAACAACAACAACAACAAAGUGCAAUGGCCGCCUCCACAUCAACGCCACAAAAUUACAAAGUGCCAUCGACGAGCAAAAUAUCUGUGGAUAAACUUUUACGCGUCGGCUACUACGAGCUGGAGAAAACGAUAGGAAAGGGAAACUUUGCCGUUGUUAAGCUGGCCACAAACAUUGUGACCAAGACAAAGGUGGCCAUCAAGAUCAUCGAUAAGACAUGCCUCAACGAGGAAUACCUGAGCAAGACGUUUCGCGAGAUAUCGAUACUGAAAUCGCUGCGUCAUCCGCACAUAACACGCCUCUACGAGGUGAUGGAAUCACAGUCGAUGAUCUAUCUGGUUACCGAAUAUGCGCCCAAUGGCGAGAUCUUCGACCAUCUGGUGGCCAAUGGACGGAUGAAGGAGCCGGAGGCGGCGCGUGUCUUCACACAGCUCAUCUCGGCGGUGCACUAUUGUCAUUUGCGUGGCGUGGUGCAUCGGGAUCUCAAGGCCGAGAACGUGCUGCUCGACAAGGACAUGAAUAUAAAGCUGGCUGACUUUGGCUUUAGCAACCACUAUGAGGCGGGCAGUUUGCUGCGCACGUGGUGCGGCUCACCGCCGUAUGCGGCGCCCGAGGUGUUUCAGGGUCUGGAGUACGACGGACCCAAGUCGGACAUCUGGAGUUUGGGCGUAGUGCUCUAUGCUCUCGUCUGCGGCGCCCUGCCCUUCGAUGGCACGACCAUAUUGGAGCUGAAAAGCCGUGUGGUGCAGGGCAAAUUCCGCAUACCCUUCUUCAUGUCGCAGGAUUGUGAGCACCUGAUUCGAAAUAUGCUCGUCGUCGAACCGGAUCGUCGUUACACCAUCAAACAGAUCAUCAAACAUCGCUGGCUGAGCGACUGGCAGGCGGAGCUGCAGCAGGAGGAGCGUCUGGACGGGAAUGCGCUGCCCUUUGGCACGGCUGGCCCGCCAAUGCAGUCCAGCUCUUUGGGCAGCUCAACGACAUCGCUUGCCGGUGGGGAUGGCACGGAGGCUGCGGCGCCACCACAGCUGGAUGCAGUGGUCAUGACGCACAUGCUGCAGCUGCCGGGCCUGACGGCCGACAUGAUUGCCCAGUCGGUGCACGAGCAGCGAUUCGAUAACAUCUAUGCCAUAUACAAUCUGCUGCAGGAUAAGCUGCUGCAGAGGCGACGCGAAAACCAAAGACUGCAGCAUCAUGCGAACCUUGCCUACUCCAGAUCCCGCAAGACAAGCAUCACCACGGGCGUUGUGGAUCGCUCGGAGCCCGUUAAACAGGAAUCUCUCGACCGGCUCAGUCCGCUGAGCAGCAAUGUGAACGCGUCCAAUACGGCGCUGGGCUUUGGCUGGUGUGCCGACGUCGGCGUCGAUCUGGAGAAGUUCGGCGACUUUGAGCUGGAGUGUCUGGCGCGUGCCAAUGAGCCACCUGUCAAUUCGCAGCACUUGAGCGCCACGGCGGGCGGCGUUGCGGGCGCCAAUACACGUCGCCACACGGUCGGACCCGGCGACGUGGCCCACGAGCAGGCGCUGGCCAAUCCCCAAAUGCCGCCCAUUGACUUCAAGUGUGCGCCGCAGUGCAACGAGACGGGCCAGGCGACGCUCUACUACCCGACUAAUCUGCCCAUGCUGCAGAAUCAGCCGCUGCACAACUUGACCAUCAAGGAUCAGCAUCUGCUCAAGCCGCCCGUGGUGAUGGGUGCCAGUUCGUUUGGACGACGCGCCUCGGAUGGUGGCGCCAAUCUACAUAUUUACUAUCCGGCCGGCAUUGCGGCGGGCAACAGCGGCGUGGCCGCAACUCCACAGCAAAUGGACACCACGGGCUAUUACAUCAAUGCCAAUAUGAAUGCAGGGCCGGGCACGACGGAGCUCUCGCCGCUCGGUGAGCAGGCGGCGGGUCAGCUGCACUGCUGUCCGGAGAACAGCGGCGAGGAGUGCAGCGAGGAGAUACAAAGAUACAUGCAAAAGCGUGGCUGUGUCAAGCGCCAUACCGUCGGCUGCACCGAGGAUCUGUCCGUCAGCCACAGUCCGGGCGAAUGCAUGGCGCACAUGCAAGUGGGCCAGCCGGGUGCACAGCCGCCAACGCCCACCGGCAACGGGGCGGGCGGCGGUAAUAUGCGCACGCGACGCACGGGUCUGCUGACCGUUACGGAACGACCGCCAGUCAUCUGCCCCGAGCUCAUACGCGAAGUUGAAUCUCGCAUGAAUCGCGACUAUUUGCCGCCCACACUCAAAUCGCUCAGCCAAUCCCCGCCUGGCCUGGGCCUGGCCAUGGCUGGCUCCGGUGCGCCGCAUUCAUUGCCAUUGAGCAUAGCGGGGGGCGGUGGCGGCGGUGGCGGUGGCAGCAGCUCAGUGCCGCUCGUCGUGGCGCCCACAACGGCGGCGAACAAUCGACGCGCCUAUCGCGCCGCCCACUGUAAGCUGCCCACUGUGCAGGAGGGUGGACGCUACAGUCCCGUGCGUCGCGCCUCGGAGGGUUCACGCUCGCAGUUCCAGGGGCCGCUGCAGGAAUGCCAAUCCCUGCAAAAAGGUAUCGCACAGAGAAAUUUUUUGGUUGCACCCAGUCCGCCGCUUUUAGAAAAUUCGAUCAGUCUGCCAGGCUCGCCCAUACAUGGCAAACCCACAAAUUUGCAGCUGGCGCUGCGUCGCGGUCACGGUCACGACAUCGAAGUGCCGCCGGAGGCCAUUAAGAAUCUGAUGCCCGCCUUGGAUCGUCUGGUGAAGGAGCAGCGGGUCAGCUUUGAUAUUGCCAAGAAGAUAAUCUCAUCGAAUGUGGUGCCCAUCGAUUUGGCGCCACAGCUCGGCCUGGCUGCGCAUGCGGCGAGUGGUGCAGCCGUUAGCGGUGGCUACCUGGAUCAGUCGCAUCUGCACCACCAGCCGCAGCCCAUGCACAGCUACAGUGUGUCGCCGCUGACGCUGCCGCACGGCCCCAAUGCCUCGCUCACGUCCGCCAAGCAGAUGUUCGGCCAGCCCAUCUGCGGCUAUCAGUAUCAGACGACGGCGCCGCCGGCCCUGGGUGGUGCAGCGCUGUCGCUAACGCUGCCCUUGCAGCCACAGCCACAGCAGCAGCAGCAGCAGCAGCAGCUGGUGGGUCAGUUCAGCAGCAUCAAUCUGGGCGCCAGCAAUUCGAACAGCAGCAGCGGCUGCCAGUCGCCCGUCUACAGCCAGGGCAUGGCCAAUAGCCUUAGCAAUAGCAACAGCGGCAGCGGAUUCAGCGGUAGCUGCUCACCCAAUCCGAAUCCGUAUCUGCCCGGCACGGGCCCAUUCAAUCCCUGUGUGAAUGUGAAUGCGGCCGCUGCGUCCACUUCUCCGCUGCAUCAGAUCACCAAAGGCAUCUCGGGCCUGAGCACGGGCGGUGGCUCCAUCACGCGCGGCACCUCGGCGGCCAGCGAAGGCGCUGCCCAGCAACCGCUCGACUUGUCCAUGGACGUCUGCAACAUGGAUCAGGCGGCCGACUAUGCCGGGCCAUCGAACUGGUUUAUGCCCGCAGCAGCGUACUAUGAUCUGAAGCCGUUGAAUCUGUCGCCCGCACAGCCGGUGCGCGUGGUGCCGACGCCGCCGGCAUCGCCCAAUCUGUGCAUCAUCCAGGAGGAGAACGGCAAUGGCCAGAUGUGCCAUACCAUCAGCACGGGCACGCCCUAUGCGGGCUGCACGGGCGGCAUAACGCCACAGAUAUGCCUAACGGAUGUCCAAGGCAGUGAGAUUACGCUCGUCGCGCUCUCCUCGGACAACAGCAGGGAUAGCGAGGAUUCACUGGAGCCGCACACGCCGAUAAUGUCGCUGCAGGGUCUCAUCAUCACCGAGCCCAGUAGCGAUAUGCCAUCCAUAACGCGCGGCAUUGGACGCAAGGCGAGCCUGGACUGUGAGCCGGUUGGCUCGAGUCAUGCUGGCCAUGCUGCCCAGAGCUCGGCACAGGCGGAGGCGCAUAGGCGUGGCAGCGACAAGUCGCUGGGCUUCUCCGAUGAUUCGCUGAGCAACGACUCGAAUAAUCUGUCACCGUCCUGCCAGGAGCCCUCGGCCAGUUCGGGCUUCAAAUCGGACUCACAUUCCGAAAUGGGCGAUCACACGGAGUGUGGCCAUCUGACGCCCGACUCCAUGUGCGAUUCGCGUCGCAUGUCCGAUGAGAUGUGCUACGAAGUGCCGCUGCCACACGAGUGCUCCAAUCUGGACUCCACACGCAUUCUCGAGAUGGUCAAGCAGACAAUUGACUCGACGAUGCCGCCCAAGGGAUUUGUGCUGCACAAGGGCAGCAUUAGCUCAGAGGACAGCGGCGCGGAGUCGCGGCACAGCAGCGCCUCGAAUGCCUCCAGCGAUGCGACGCCGCAUGCCACAGCCAACAGCAGCAGCAGCAGCAGCAGCGCUAACCACAGCGCCAGCAACAGCAAUGCGCCUGCCUCACACACGGCCGGCUAUGCCGAGCCGACCACGAAUCUGAGCCUGGAGUACUCUGGCGGGCUGCAGAUCGAGCUGCAGGUGUGCGAGGGCCGGAGUCGGGAUCAUCAUGGCGCUGCCAAGGGCAUCAAACUGCGACGCAUCUCGGGCGAUCAGUUCGAGUAUGGUAAAAUAUGCCAGCAGCUGAUUAGUACCAUAACCAUGCAACAGGUGGCGGGCUAAGGCUAAGCGAAUGUGUGUCUCUAUGUGUGUGUGUGUGUGUAUCUCUGUAUCUGUAUCUCUGUGUGUCCUGUAGUUUAGAGAAACCAAACGUAAUUGACUCGCCUUGCCUAUUAACUCUGCGUAGCUGUGAUUCAAGCCGAUUUGUACAUAGAAGAGUGCAUAAUUAAAUGUGUAAAGUGUAACUAAAUGUCCAUGUGUAACUGGUUUCUGCAUCUGUGUGUGUGUGCGUGUCCAUCAGAAGAGAA